This is a messenger RNA of Guillardia theta CCMP2712, 234 nucleotides long. RefSeq lists its product as hypothetical. The record is from RefSeq and is a predicted model, not a curated record. NCBI's taxonomy places the organism in Eukaryota, Cryptophyceae, Pyrenomonadales, Geminigeraceae. The coding region runs from base 1 to 234 and encodes 77 amino acids. The transcript is spliced from 2 exons.
AUGCCCCCGAGUUGCGAAGAUCGCCGGCUCGAUCCCUUCCUGCUGCAGUAUCUGCUUCUGAACGGAGACGUCACGGCUUGCUGUGGCCAGGAAGCGGCAGCACCUACGAGCAAGGGAAAAGAGGACGAGGACGAGGACGAGGACGAGGACGAGGACGAGGACGAGGACGAGGACGAGGACGAGGACGAGGACGAGGACGAGGACGAGGGUGAAGGGAAGAAGAACGCCAACUAA